AUGUUCAAGUCUCUUUGGUACUUCCUAUCGGCAGCAUCGCUGGCCAGCACUGUCCUCGCCCAUGGGCGAUGGCGUGCAAUGUGGGUCAACGACAUCGACUUUGGAUCCUACUGCGUUCGCGAUGGAACGAAUGUCGAUUACAGAUACUGGGACGAUCCGGACCUCGCCUGCAAGGACCAAGUUUCCAAACCCGCACAGAACCUCUGCGCGGUAAAACCCGGAGACGAGGUCACCCUCGAGUACCACCUAGUCCCUCGGACCUGCACCUUUAGUAACUCCUUCGUCCGAGACCACCCAGGGCCCGUAUCAAUCUACAUGGCCAAAGUUACAGACGCCAAAACUGCUCUAGGUGCCAAUGCUGACUGGUUUAAAGUCUGGGAGCUGGGUCUCGUCGCGACAAAGCCUAAGCCGCUGUGGGCUGAUGACAUUGGAAGGGACAACUGUGGUCGUCUCACCUUCACCGUUCCAGACAUCGCUCCUGGACAGUAUCUCAUCCGAGGGGAAGUCAUCGCGUUGCAUUUCGCCACUGACACAGGACCAAAUGGAGGGGCUCAGGUCUUCCCUGGAUGCUUCCAGCUUGAAGUCGGCGGAAACGGUACCGCAAGGCCGCCCACCGUCAAAAUCCCAGGUGCUUACCACGCCCAGGACCCUGGCAUCUUCUUCGACGUGAAGAGCGUUGAAUCCGGAGCUGUAUCCGAAUAUAUCGGACCGCGCCCUUACGGAUACACAGCUCCCCCAGUCAUCACAACCCCGUACACAUACACGGCGACUGUCAACACCGAUACCCUUCCCAGGACAGUUCCUACCGCCCCUGUUGGUGCGCCUCCGGUUCCUGAGGCGCCUACUACACCUGGAUCUCCUCUGCCAAGUUCGCCAGCUGCGCCUGCAGGGCCACAGCAAACACGCUAUGGACAAUGUGGAGGGUAA
This is a messenger RNA of Coprinopsis cinerea okayama7#130, 927 nucleotides long. RefSeq lists its product as hypothetical. Bases 1 to 927 code for a protein of 308 amino acids. The record is from RefSeq and is a predicted model, not a curated record. The transcript has 8 exons. Lineage: Eukaryota; Fungi; Basidiomycota; Agaricomycetes; Agaricales; Psathyrellaceae.